UUUAAAUUUUAUUUAUUAGAGCUAGGGUUACUCAAUCUCUCAAUCGACCUUAUUGCGUUUUUCUCCUCUGUCACUAACUCAUCAGCUGAAACACUAUCAACCUCCUUCACCAGCUAAUCACAGAAGAAGAAUUCCUCAUUACCACCUGCGCUUCUCUCACAGGGGUCUUUGAGAAUGGCAGAGGAAAUCGAGGAGGUUCAGAAAACAUUUAAAGAGUUGGGGAUAUGUGAUCAAUUGGCUGACGCUUGUGAUAAAUUGGGUUGGAAAAACCCUUCGAAGAUACAGGCUGAAGCAAUUCCUCAUGCACUUGAUGGUAAGGAUCUAAUUGGACUUGCACAAACGGGUUCUGGUAAAACUGGAGCCUUUGCCCUUCCCAUAUUGCAAGCCCUUUUAGAGAAUCCACAAUCGUUCUUUGCUUGUGUGAUGUCUCCAACAAGGGAGCUUGCUAUUCAGAUUUCUGAGCAGUUUGAAGCAUUAGGAUCCGAAAUUGGUGUUAAGUGUGCAGUGCUUGUUGGAGGAGUAGACAUGAUGCAACAGUCUAUCAAUCUUGCGAAGCGGCCACAUAUCAUUGUUGGAACACCUGGUCGCCUGAUGGAUCAUUUAACCAACACAAAGGGUUUUUCUCUUCGGAUGCUGAAAUUUCUGGUUUUGGAUGAGGCAGAUAGGUUGCUGAAUGAGGAUUUUGAAAAAUCACUUGAUGAAAUUCUCAAUGUUAUCCCUCGUGAUCGGAGAACGUAUUUAUUUUCUGCUACCAUGACCAAAAAGGUCAAGAAGCUGCAAAGGGCUUGUCUAAGGAACCCUGUGAAGAUUGAAGCAGCAUCUAAGUACUCCACAGUUGACACGCUAAAACAGCUUUAUUGCUUCGUGCCUGCUAAAUACAAGGAUUGCUAUCUAGUUUAUAUUCUUACUGCAAGAUCCGAAUCUACAUCAAUGGUUUUCACUCGUACAUGUGAUGCAACCCGUUUCCUAGCAUUGGUUCUUUCAAAUCUUGGCCUAAAGGCUAUACCAAUUAGCGGUCAUAUGACCCAGGCAAAAAGACUGGGUUCUUUAAAUUUAUUCAAGUCUGGACAAUAUAAUAUACUUGUGUGCACUGAUGUGGCAAGUCGGGGACUCGAUAUCCCAGCUGUAGAUAUGGUCAUUAAUUAUGAUAUCCCAUCAAACUCCAAGGAUUAUAUACAUAGAGUGGGAAGAACUGCUCGAGCUGGUCGAUCAGGGGUUGCAAUCUCCCUUGUGAAUCAGUACGAGUUGGAAUGGUAUAUACAGAUUGAAAAGCUCAUCGGUAAAACGUUACCCAAGUAUCCCGCUGAAGAAGUAGAAGUCUUGCUACUGUUGGAGCGUGUUUCAGAUGCCAAAAGAAUUGCCCAAGGGAAAAUCAAAGAUGGGGUUGGGAAGAAGAGAAGGAAUAGAGAUGACGAUGAAGUUGAGAAAGAUGCCGAGAAAUACUUUGGUCUCAAGGAUUCUCGCAAGUUCUCCAAGAAACCAAAUGGAGGUAGGGGUAGGGGUGGUGGUGGUGGUGGGGGACGGGGCCGAGGUCGAGGACGAUAAGUACUGCACUUGCUCACCAUCCACAAUUUUGUUAAUUGUUAUUUAUAGGAAAUAGAUGAAAAGAGGCGACGGGUUAGUUUUGUUCUUUAGCCAACUGCACAUUUUGUGAUAUUUUAUUAAAGAUAAUUUUUAAUUUAGUUGUAAUGAUUUUCCA
This is a messenger RNA of Cannabis sativa, 1699 nucleotides long. Its product is annotated as DEAD-box ATP-dependent RNA helicase 10. Bases 175 to 1545 code for a protein of 456 amino acids. Gene Ontology annotation, molecular function: RNA helicase activity; ATP binding; nucleic acid binding. Lineage: Eukaryota; Viridiplantae; Streptophyta; Magnoliopsida; Rosales; Cannabaceae. The transcript has 14 exons. The record is from RefSeq and is a predicted model, not a curated record.